AAAUAUCGAUCAAGUGUUUUUUGUCGCCCUCUACAAUUUAUUAUGGUCAAGAGAAGAAUUAAUUCAUUAGAGAUGAUAAAAGCAUCUGUUGUCGAUUUACAUUGAAUAAUGGGAUAGAUCUAUCUUAUACUUCGUUUGUGGUAUAUAUAAAAAAAAUAAAAAUAAUAUAAGAAAAUCAAUUAAACAAUAAUAUUCGUGAGUGAUUGGUAUAAAAACAUAAUUCAUUGCUAUAAGAAAGUUAUUGAAUGAUUAGUUAUAAAAUAGUUAUAAUUUAUUAAAAAUUAGAUAUAAGUUAACAAUGCGUAAUAUAGAAAUAAAAGCAAAAAUUGAUAACCCAGAACUUAAAAUAUCUCGAAUUGUGCAAUUAACUAAAGACAAUGGUAUCAUCAUGAAACAACACGAUAUUUUUUUCAAAGUAGCAGAAGGAAGAUUAAAAUUACGAAAAUUUGAAGAUGGCUCAGGAGAAUUAAUUUAUUAUAAAAGAUCUAAUGUAUUUGGUCCAAAACUUUGUGAUUAUGAAAAAGUAGCCUUGGAUGAAAAUGCUUGUAGUGGUAUUGCAAAUAUCUUAAUUGAAUCAAAUGGUUCUAUAGGGAUUGUAAAAAAAACUAGAAAGCUAUACAUGAUUGAUCAAACUCGUGUACAUAUUGAUGAUGUUGAAGGUUUAGGAAAUUUUUUGGAAUUAGAGGUAAUUUUAAAUGAUGAUCAAGACAUAGAAAGUGGUGAGAAGAUUGCUCAGGAUUUAAUGUCUAAGUUAGACAUAAAAAGCGAAGAUUUGAUAGCAAAUGCUUAUAUAGAUUUACUUAGCAAAUCUAUUGAAUAGCUAUAUUCAAUAAAAAUAUAUGUUUUGUGUAUUUCUAAAAUUAUUUUUUACAUUUUAUAAAAUUGUUAAAUAAACGAAAAUUCUUAAAUAAA
Apis florea (little honeybee) is the source of this 912-nucleotide messenger RNA. RefSeq lists its product as uncharacterized. NCBI's taxonomy places the organism in Eukaryota, Metazoa, Arthropoda, Insecta, Hymenoptera, Apidae. The record is from RefSeq and is a predicted model, not a curated record.